Molecule: messenger RNA, 3257 nt
Organism: Coniophora puteana RWD-64-598 SS2
Lineage: Eukaryota; Fungi; Basidiomycota; Agaricomycetes; Boletales; Coniophoraceae
Exons: 4
Coding region: 53-2998 (981 amino acids)
Biological process (GO): establishment or maintenance of cell polarity; ubiquitin-dependent protein catabolic process
Cellular component (GO): MUB1-RAD6-UBR2 ubiquitin ligase complex
Source: RefSeq, a predicted model, not a curated record
GUGAGCGGUGUCCGGCGAUCGACGUCGCCCGCUACCCUCUAGUCAUUACGCCAUGCGCGAGUCCAAUUUUGCAUUCCCCGCUCAGAACAGGGCUUCAGUCUGCAUCACAUCCCAGCUCUACGAUAGACGAGCUCUGGACACGGUCUCUCCUCUCCCGCUCUUCAACUCGCUCCAUCAUCUCACCUACCUUACCUCCACUUCCCCCCGCAUACGCGAGAUCAUGACAACAGAUGGCGGACUGGAGCGUCUAGUCCGCAUCCUACACGACUUCUGCCUAUGUCCGCCUCCCCCAGAGAACCCGAACGCCAUGUAUGGCCUCGCCCCUCCCAACAGUCGUCCACCUAAGCUAGUUCCAACGCUCAACCCUACGUCUUACGAUAAACACGCUGCAUAUCGCUUUUCACUCGCGUUUCAAUGUGUUGUCAACAUCGGUGUUAGGGGAAGCGAACCCAUUCGUAGUCGCGUGGUCCAAGCAGGCACCCUUGAAGUCGUCGGAUGCAUCUUGGAGGCUUGGCUGGCCAGCAAGGGUUUUGCAACCGGUCCUAGCUCCAGUGCCACCGGCCUGCCUAGGGAGUCUCGUGAACAACGUCAGGCCCGUAAGCAGGCCCUUGUUGAACAGCGCCAGCGCGAGGAAGCGGAGCAACUUACUCGCGCACUUCAGCGCCAGCUCACCCAGCAACAAGCGCGAGAACAACAACAAAGGUUAGAGACAUUGGAAGUUUCAGAGCCCGCAUCCCAGUCUGACGCCUCCAUCCAAGUCACUCCUGCCCCACCUUCUGCUACCACCGAGAUUUCAAUUGCGCCUGACACUGGUUCAGCCUCUGUUAUGGUGACAUCACCAGCGGAUGAACGUCCUUACGACCGUGAUUCCUCGAGCUCAUCCCGUGAAACCGGCGGUUCGACAUCAGCUGAGACAUCAGUGAAUACGACCCCGCUUCGCUCUGGUACACCCACUGGCGCAGUCGUCGUGAAUACCCGCGAACGCAGCGGAACGAUCAUUGCCAGGCCCAUGUGGGAUGGAAAUUCUCACAAUACCCAAGGUACUAUCCGUCAGCGGGCUAUGCGCCAGCGUGAUACAACAAUAUCCCCCAAUGAUUCGACCGACAACUCACGUGCUGAGACUGAGACUGAGGACGACGGGGACGUUGACAUGGACCGCUCAAAUGACACGGACGAUAAUGAAGGCUUUGCUCCGCCCAUCCGCUCCCAGGGAACCAUUCGCAUGGCUCCUCAACGGACUCGACGCGCCGUCGGUAUUGUCUCAGAUACCCCUGAACCUGCCCCAACUGAAGUGAACGCGGACGCUCACAUCAUCAUUCAAGGCGGCGGCGUAGAGGGUGCUGAUGGGAUGCCCGUUGGCGUGGAGGAUGGGAUUGUCUCACUGGAGCAGAACGAUGAUUUUGCGAUGGGUGCUCCGCCUGGUGCACCCGGAGCAAUGGAUGAAACCCUAGCACCUCCUCCGCCAACCCGUACUCCUCGUGGAGUCGGCGUGGAACCCACUCCACGCGAUCGUCUCAUGCGCAACGCCCCCGACGCUACGCCCCGAGCUAACGUUGUUUCCCUCCCUGCUGUCACCCCACAGCAAACGCCCGCGGCGAUACCGGCAGGACGCCAGGCUACACGACUAACGCCUGGACCUAAUGGAGAACAGCUGACGACUGCGGCGACCCCUCCUCCCGUCGGACGCACACCGAGCCAUCACAGUACUCACCAUCAUCGCGAAGAUGCCGGCCCUUACAAGGAUGAAGAUGUUCUCCUGAGUCUUCAGCUUCUCGCCUACCUCAGCAAGUACCCGCAUGUUCGACAGGCAUUUUACAAGCCCCGCGCCUCUUUCCAUCCCGCUGCGGUCGCCCUCCCCGCUGCCCGCGCCAAGCAGCAGGGCCAGCAGCCCAUUGCGGGACCGAGCGGCUCACGCAAUACGCCCGCACCCGUUCAGCCGCCACCCCACAAAGAGUCGCAUGGUCUCUUCCGCGCAUUCACCAAUGCCACGACGCGUGGUAAGGAGAAGGAGAAGGAGAAGGAAAAAGCUGCUUCAUCCUCAGCCCCAGCAAGUGGCAGUUCAUCACAGCGCAUGACAAACGUUUUCUCGCUUGUGGAACGGUUCACCUUCCGACCGAGCUCUUCCGAGAGCGAGAUGCCCAACCCUCCGCCAAGACUCCCGCCUGAAAUCCAGUACUGGGCGGGUGUCAUCAUGCGGAACGCAUGUCGUAAGGAUGAGUCGAGGGGCGGUAUUAGGCAAUGUGCCAAUAUGCUUUGUGGGAAGUGGGAGUCAUAUCCACGGGAGUUCGCCAAGUGUCGAAGGUGUAGGAAAGCCAAGUACUGUGGGAAAGAGUGCCAAAGCACGGCGUGGAGCGAAGGCCACAGGUUUUGGUGUUCAGCGAAGGAUGGUGACGACGAAGCCGACCCAUCCGCCGAUCAUGCCCAUGCUCAUGGAUCUUCCAGUACCAACGCAAACGUUGGUGGAGAUGGGGCAUCCUCGGGGACUGCAGCUGAGGGACGUGCAGAUCGACGGGCGGAGCGCGAGAGGCAGGCACGAGAGCGAGCACCGGGAGGUACCACUGCACCAGCCAUGGAUGAUCCGGACCGCACGCGUGUUCCUCCUCGCGGGGUUGUUGCCAACGCCGCAGUUGGCCCGACGAAUCCCGUAGGCGCCGCCGCCGCUGUCCGGCCUGGCCAGCCAGCUCAGACUUCAGUCGGUGUGCCGCGGACAUCACGCACAAUAGUCUCAGCGUUCCGUCCAUCGAUUGCCAAUGUUACUCCUGCUGUUGGAGAGACACAGGGUGCUCGGCGUCGGGCCGAGACAGUUUCGGGCGCAACGGGUCCCGCGGGUUUUGCGUCUCUGUCCCGUGCCGAUCAGCGAUUUGUUGAGCUAGGGGGAACCCAGGCGCCUACACAGGCUAAUAAUGACAAUGCGAACGGGCCGGCCCCGCAAGCACAGGCGCACGAACGGACAUUGGAUGGCAGCACGAGCGGCGAGCACGACAUGGUGCUCGGCUGAGGACUACUUCAAGCGGACCACUCCGCCUAUUGAGGCAGAGUGAGAGAGAGAGGAUGAAGUAUAUUUCUGUGUUAUAUCAUACCUUGCAGCAUACACCACACAUACGCUAUACUCAACGCUCCGUCAGAUUUCAACUUGACACGCCAGCCCCGGCUCACUGUUCACAUACUCCGGACGUAGACACUGCUUAAGACAACUCGACCGACGUAUAAUUACUACACGCCCUUCAUUACCACAGUCUGUAUUCCUCCUAACAUCA